AGCUCCUGUCUAUCCAGCCUCCUCCCCACUACUGCCCUCACAGAUUAAGAAACUGGGAGUCGUAUGCUGUAGCAAUCAGCCGUGUGCACACAUGGGACAGGCGGGGAAACAGAGUGAGCACGGAUCAGGAGCAGAGGAGUGAGACUUCCAGUGGACACUCAGAGCGCCUUACUUCUCCACGGAGCCCAGUAGCCAAUGGCAACUUCAGUCCAGACUCUUCCUCUGACCCGUGGCCCCAGGAAAAAUUUCCGUAACCCAUUCCCUGCCUCCCUCCUCUCCUCCCACUGCAGGAUGGGAAGCGUAGGCAGCCUGGUGGAGAGGCCUGAUGUGUCUCCAACUAAAGGUAGCCGUGCAGUCCCUCAAGUGAGGCCCAAACAGUCAAAUGGACUCCUGAAAAAGGGCUUCACCCAGAGAGAGCUUCUCAAUUACCUCAACAUCACCAGGAAGGAGCCCAAAUCUAGCCCAAGCAGUGACAGAAAGAAGGACGUGAUCUCCGGCUUCAGGUCUGUCAGUGCAUGUGAGGACGACAACAUAUACACAAAGAUCUACAAUAAAAACGGCACUGAAAUUGACCUGACAAAGAACUCGCUGCCAACUGGUGGCAAGUAUGAAAAGGCACGUUUUAGGUCUUCAGCCUUCAAGCCUGUCACGCCUAAAAACUUCAGCUCCAUGCAAAACCUCUAUCCAUCUUCUAAGACAGAGGAUGAUGACCUCGGCCUUUCCAAUGGGUUGAACAGAACCUAUGCACAUGCCUCUAAAGCUGUUUCCACCUCUUCCUCCUCCUCCUCACCUUCCCGUCAUGGAGGACUGACAUCAAGCAGUAGCAAGGCCCGCUCCUCAGUGCGUGGGAUGAGCCAGGAGGAAGACAACCUGUCAGACUCGGGCCAUAACUCCAUGAGCAGCCUGCCGCCGUACCGACCUCCAUUCCGUACACACCUCACUCACAUCAGUGCAUCUAUGGGCCACAUCAACACCAUUGGCUCCCUGGACCGCACCUCUCUGGUGUCAAAGACCGUCGAGGCAGGGGGCGUGUCUGUCGGUGAGGCAGCAAUGGCAUGCCGCAGCAUGGCGACACUUAGCCGUCUGGCUCCAUAUGGUGGGGAGGCUCCACCUCCUUAUGAAUGGACACUCUCAGUGUCUUUGGAGGAUGUUGUACGUGAUCUGGAAGAGCGCCUGCUGGAGAAAGAACAUGAGCUGAAACAGGUAUUUGAGGGGAAGCAACGUCUGUGGGAGAAGGAGAUCGAGGAACUGAAGCGCCUGUAUGCGGCAAAGCUGCUUCAAGUUUCCCAGCAUGCCCAGCAUUCACAGCGGAGCCUGCACAUGCAGCUGCACAAGGCCCAGCAGGAGAAGACUCAAAUGCAAGAGGAGGUUGAGAACUUGAGAAGAGAAGGUAACCAGCAGGCUGGUGCCAGGGCAAAGCAACCCAGUCCUACACUGGAGGAGACGCAGUGGGAGGUGUGCCAAAAGUCAGGGGAGAUCUCCUUGUUGAAGCAACAGUUGAGGGACUCCCAGGCAGAGGUGACCCAGAAACUGAGUGAGAUCUUCCAUCUGAAGACACAGCUUAGGGAGACCCGCAUGGAGCUCUGUAACAAGGACAGCCAGAUAGAUGCAUUAAAGCUGGUCCUGCAAGGUAGAAGACAUCAGAGCUGCCUGUUUCAGACAACACAGGAAGAGGGAAAAGGAGCUGAAGAGAAUACCUCACCUGGAAUAACAGGAGGGUCCAGGGGCACAACAGAGGAGCGUCUGCGCGCAGAGCUUCUGCUGGAGCGACGGCAGAACGAGGCCCAGGCCAUGGCUUUUGAAGAAGAACGGCAGACAUGGCAGAUGGAAAAGGACAAGGUCAUCCGCUACCAGAAGGAGCUGCAGGCAAACUACAUUGAGAUGUACCACCGCAAUGAAGCACUGGAGAGGGAGCUACACCAACUGAGAUCAGAGAUAGAGCGAGGAGGAGGAGGAGGAAGAACUGGAGACAUUAGGAGUGGGACACCGGAAAGAGUGGACGAAAAACAAGAGGACAGACCUGCCUCUGGUUUGCCGUGGAUAGAGGAUCGAAUCAUCUGAAAUCUGAAUGUGAUGGAAACUUAACUGCAUAUAUUCAACACAUCAAGACUUGGCAGAACAUUGGUGUCAGUUAUGUAAUAAUUCCAAGAAGCGAGAUGUCAAGUUUAAGAGUUCUGUCCAAAUAUAAACCUACAGAUGAACUCAAGUUGAUAACUUGAGUUCAUUUGCUAAGAGGUCAAUUUUGUAUCAAAGGGUUUGUCUCAGAAACUUUUGUCUGAGUGUGUGGUUUCCUGGACUCAGGGGGCGGCACUUUGCAGCUUUGACACAAAAUCUUCAUCUCCGGGUUUAGUGCGGAGGAUGAAAGCAGUCCGGAUACUGAUGCCAACGUGCCAACAGGAAAACUGUAAUACUUCAGAAAUAAGAAAUGGUGUUGGACUUAUUUUUGCAUUUGUUUAUCAAAUUGUUGGGUGAGAUAAAUAUAUUUUGUAGAUAUUGAGAUUUUCUUUGGUCUUUUUUUCAUUGUAUUGCUGGCACACCAUUGUCUUUAAAGCAGCCCAUCUUUCUGCAGGAAUCGUCAACUGAAGAUGCAAAGUAUUGUCAUUUUGCUUUUUGGUGCCAUUUGUUGGCACACAUCCAGCCAAUAACAGCAAUUGCAUGAAUUAUUUCAGCAUUUUCAGAUUUUAAAGCAGGAAUGUUAAAAUAUUUAAUAAGAAAACAGCUCCCCACUGACCUUUAAGCAUACUGUGACUGUAUUUGCUGGACUUGGAACUGCAAGUUUUUGUUCUGGAUUCAUAAUGAACAUGUACGAAGUGGUGUAAACAUUGUUUAUCUGGUACUUAUAUUGUGGUAUAAAUUACUACUGCCAAA
This is a messenger RNA of Thalassophryne amazonica, 2868 nucleotides long. It is a transcript of the gene n4bp3, whose product is annotated as NEDD4 binding protein 3. The transcript has 10 exons. The coding region runs from base 196 to 2061 and encodes 621 amino acids. The record is from RefSeq and is a predicted model, not a curated record. Lineage: Eukaryota; Metazoa; Chordata; Actinopteri; Batrachoidiformes; Batrachoididae. Gene Ontology annotation, cellular component: cytoplasmic vesicle.